Molecule: messenger RNA, 1353 nt
Organism: Rhinichthys klamathensis goyatoka
Lineage: Eukaryota; Metazoa; Chordata; Actinopteri; Cypriniformes; Leuciscidae
Gene: ctbs
Product: chitobiase, di-N-acetyl-
Exons: 7
Coding region: 105-1217 (370 amino acids)
Biological process (GO): chitin catabolic process; carbohydrate metabolic process
Cellular component (GO): extracellular region
Molecular function (GO): chitinase activity; chitin binding
Source: RefSeq, a predicted model, not a curated record
GCUUUCAUUUCUUUUUUGGUGUCACGUGUUAUUGUUUCGGUCUGUUUAGAUUUGUAGACAGUGAUGUUUUUAUUUCUGUGUUUUAACAUAUAUUUUAGUAUACAAUGAAGAUCUCUGUGUCUGUCCUCGUGCUGACUUUGUCCGCACAGGUGUGGUCCAACUUUUGUCCAUGUGCACGAGAGGAACUCUGUCAACCCAUUCGAUCCCAACCGGCGUUUGAGGUUUUUGUAUUUGAUGUUGGGAAAAAGGCUUGGAAGUUUUAUGACUGGACGAAAGUUACAACAGUUGCAGCUUUUGGACAAUAUGACGCGGAUCUCAUGUGUUAUGCUCACUCUAAAGGAGCUCGAUUGGUCCUGAAAGGAGAUGUGCCACUCCCAGAUAUUGUGGAUCCAGUAAAUAGGACAGCUUGGAUCCAGGCAAAGGUCAAGUUGGCAAAGAGUCAGUUUAUGGAUGGAAUAAACCUAGACGUUGAGCAGGCGGUGCAGACCGGUUCCCCUGAAUACUAUGCUUUGACAGCCCUCGUCAAGGAAACCACUGAAAGUUUCCACACAGAGAUCCCAGGCUCUCAGGUAUCAUUUGAUGUGGCUUGGUCGCCCAAAUGCAUCGAUAAGCGUUGCUAUGAUUACCUUGCCAUUGCCGAUUCAUGCGAUCUCUUGUUUGUUAUGUCCUAUGAUGAGCAAAGCCAGAUCUGGGGUGAUUGUAUAGCCAUGGCCAAUGGCCCCUUCAAUCAGACAUUGACAGCCUAUGAUCAAUACAUCAGCAUGAACAUAGACUCAAAGAAACUUGUGAUGGGUGUUCCAUGGUAUGGUUAUGACUACAGCUGCCUACAUUUUUCAAUGGAUGGAAUAUGUACAAUUCCAAAAGUGCCAUUCAGAGGGGCUCCAUGUAGUGAUGCAUCCGGCAAACAAAUUCCCUACAGCAUCAUGAUGAAACAGAUCAACAGCUCAAUAUCAGGAAGACUGUGGGAUGAGAACCAGCGAGCUCCAUAUUAUAAUUACAAGGACACAGAAGGCAAGGUCCAUCAGGUGUGGUAUGAUGACCCAGAAAGUAUUGCUCUAAAAGCUGCCUAUGUGUCACAGCAUGGUCUGAAAGGAAUCGGGAUGUGGAACGGAAAUCUCCUGGACUACAGCAGUGAUCCAAUCGCCCAGCAACAGACUGUGGACAUGUGGAACGCACUAAUACCCAAAGUACACAGGAAGUCUGCUGCGGUCUUAUAGGAUUCUGCUGUCUCUUGUUGUCAAUAUUCACACAAGGUCUGAGUGACAGAAGAAGUGCUUACCAUAAAUAUUUGUCAUAUUUAUGAUUAAUUUGAUUGUUUUAUCAUAAACUGAAUAAAUAACACAUUCCUUGUCA